Messenger RNA from Cyclopterus lumpus (lumpfish), 702 nucleotides. It is a transcript of the gene s100w, whose product is annotated as S100 calcium binding protein W. The coding region runs from base 114 to 446 and encodes 110 amino acids. The record is from RefSeq and is a predicted model, not a curated record. Gene Ontology annotation, molecular function: calcium ion binding; transition metal ion binding. Lineage: Eukaryota; Metazoa; Chordata; Actinopteri; Perciformes; Cyclopteridae. The transcript has 3 exons.
UGGUCUACUCUUUAAGAGGCUUUCCUCUCAGUCUGACAACAGUCUCGCCUGGGACAGCUGGUGAUACGGACGGGAUCUCUCUUCACAGCGAACGUGAACUCUAAGCUACAGCCAUGGCUCGUCUGGACCAAGUCAUCACAAACAUUGUGGAUAUAUUUCUGGAGUAUGCUGCUGAUGAUGGAGGCAAGAACCCGAAGUUAAACAAAGACGAGCUGAAAAAGGUGUUGGAGCAAGAAAUACAAUCCCCUGAGUUGAAAGAUAAAAUCAAUGCAGGUGACAUUGAGGAGGCCAUGAAUAUGCUGGAUAAAAACCACGAUGGCGAGGUUAACUUCCGAGAGUUUUGUCGGUGUGUGAGUGACCUGGCUAAAUGCUACUACCAGAAGAAGACAGGCAGGGGAGGCAAAAAAGGCAAGGGCAAAGAACGAGAAGGUGAACAAGAAGACUAAAGAACCAACCCUUAAAAUGUUUGUUGUGUCAGAAUAUAUUAGAUAUUAGAUAGUUCAGACGUUUACAGUGUCUGUUAUAUGUGACACAGCUGACCCUGGAACCAGAUGUUGCUACAUCCAUUAUUCAAACUAAGCUUAUUUAUGUUUUGAAAGUGCAUGCAAGAUGUGAUAUUCGCGGCCUCUGUCAACCUCUGUCAACAGGUUUUCCAUUUGUUACUUUGCUGAAAAUUAAUAAAAGCAUUGGCGUUUGAUUUGA